GGACUGUCUUCCAUCGAUUUCUCUAUAUAGUCAGGUGAUAACGGGAAGUCAGCCUGGACUCCAGACUAACCUCAUCCUGACUAGUUCUCUCUCGCUUCGAAUCCUCUUUUCUUCGUAUUCCAACGCUCAAUCAUCUCGCACCACAUAUCCUGCCAGGAUGGCCAGCAUGAUUCAUCACCUCCCUCCCAGGACACCUCACACCUCACCCUUCUACAACUCACAACUCACAACUCAUCAGGUCUCCAUCCUGCUUAUCACUACUCCUCAUCUUAACUGUCCAGAUCCUCCACCCCAUACCUCAAUUUCCAUCAACAAGUAUCCCUCACCAUCGCUAAUCCCAGAACGGCCAUCACCCCGGCGAUCCAAGGGUCUCGACCCCGGUGAUUCCUCCCGCCAAGAUCUUGCCUCCCCUGUUCCAAGGCUUGGUACCAGUCCACCACCGUUCUUUGUUGUCCUAAUCUCUUCGUGGAGGCUCAGCACGACGGUGACAACAGGCUAAAGCCCUCCAGACCGAGGCCUGUCCUGUAAAUCCCAACUUUGAACCCACGCAGUGCCACCCAAAGGAUCAAUCCGUCUAACCGUCAGACCGUCAGACGCAGGGGUUCAGCUGGCAACAAUCGUCGGACGGGUCCGUCGGGCGGGGCGGGUUCUGAAUCUAGUUUGGUUCUCCUGACCGAAUCCUUCGCGUGG
Molecule: messenger RNA, 690 nt
Organism: Aspergillus campestris IBT 28561
Lineage: Eukaryota; Fungi; Ascomycota; Eurotiomycetes; Eurotiales; Aspergillaceae
Exons: 1
Coding region: 158-499 (113 amino acids)
Source: RefSeq, a predicted model, not a curated record